CGACACGUGGCAACAAAAAAAACCAGACACUCCGAUUCCCACGAAACAAACCAAUCAAAAUCGUUGCCUUAUCCCAAUCUUAUCUCAGCCCUUUUGAUUAUUACUCUUUAGUCUUUACUUUGCUCACAGCUUUGGAUCACCAAAAAAAAAACUCAAGAGAGACUUUGUGGCCAUGGCAGCCUCUCUCCAAUCCACCGCUACAUUCCUCCAGUCGGCGAAGAUCGCCACCGCUCCUUCUCGCGGAAGUUCUCACCUCCGAUCGACUCAAGCCGUCGGCAAAUCUUUUGGGCUCGAAACUUCCUCGGCUCGCCUCACUUGCUCCUUCCAGUCUGACUUUAAGGACUUCACCGGUAAAUGCUCCGACGCUGUCAAAAUCGCCGGAUUCGCUCUUGCCACCUCUGCUCUCGUCGUCUCGGGAGCAAGUGCGGAGGGAGCUCCAAAGAGAUUGACCUAUGAUGAGAUUCAGAGCAAGACAUACAUGGAAGUGAAAGGAACUGGAACGGCUAACCAGUGCCCUACUAUUGACGGUGGCUCUGAGACUUUCUCGUUCAAACCCGGAAAGUAUGCAGGAAAGAAGUUCUGCUUCGAGCCUACUUCCUUCACCGUCAAGGCAGACAGUGUAAGCAAGAACGCUCCUCCAGAGUUCCAGAACACAAAGCUCAUGACCCGUCUUACCUACACCCUUGACGAGAUCGAAGGACCCUUCGAGGUUGCUUCAGACGGAAGCGUCAAUUUCAAGGAAGAAGAUGGAAUCGACUAUGCUGCAGUCACAGUCCAACUUCCAGGAGGUGAACGUGUGCCAUUCCUUUUCACAGUCAAACAGCUUGACGCCUCAGGCAAACCAGACAGCUUCACCGGAAAAUUCUUGGUUCCAUCGUACCGUGGCUCUUCCUUCUUGGACCCAAAGGGCCGUGGUGGAUCCACAGGAUAUGACAACGCCGUGGCAUUGCCAGCUGGAGGCAGAGGAGACGAGGAGGAGCUUGUAAAGGAGAACGUGAAGAACACUGCCGCUUCAGUGGGAGAGAUCACUCUGAAAGUGACAAAGAGCAAGCCGGAGACAGGAGAGGUGAUCGGAGUGUUCGAGAGUCUUCAGCCGUCGGAUACUGACUUGGGUGCUAAGGUACCAAAGGAUGUGAAGAUCCAAGGGGUGUGGUAUGGUCAACUUGAGUGAUCAUGUUAUUAUAUUUUCCGUUGAUUGUGUUUGAUGAUAAUGAUAACAUCUUUUGAUGCUUUCUUCGUUUAUCUCUCUUAUAUAAAAUGCACAUGCCUAAGAUCUUGAAUUUUCUGUAUAUCCAUGUCCUUCAUCGUAAAAACAGUACCGAUUUUAACCUUACGGUCUAUGAUGAGAAAAGCAUAAAAAUUGUUUGUUAUCGACUAAAUCUGGUUUGGUUAAGACUUAAGAGUCUAUUGGAAAGUUGUGAAGCACAUGUUAAGCAGUUGAGGUGAGUCUCUUUGUAAAGGUGAAGAUGAGUUUAUAUAUCGUACUACUUGUUUAAACUCAAUAAACU
This is a messenger RNA of Arabidopsis thaliana (thale cress), 1508 nucleotides long. RefSeq names its product PS II oxygen-evolving complex 1 (gene PSBO1). Gene Ontology annotation, molecular function: protein phosphatase regulator activity; oxygen evolving activity; poly(U) RNA binding. The record is from RefSeq and is marked reviewed. Bases 173 to 1171 code for a protein of 332 amino acids. The transcript is spliced from 3 exons. Gene Ontology annotation, biological process: photosystem II assembly; photoinhibition; photosystem II stabilization. Lineage: Eukaryota; Viridiplantae; Streptophyta; Magnoliopsida; Brassicales; Brassicaceae. Gene Ontology annotation, cellular component: thylakoid; photosystem II oxygen evolving complex; chloroplast thylakoid membrane.